Messenger RNA from Solanum stenotomum, 990 nucleotides. RefSeq names its product tetraspanin-19-like. Gene Ontology annotation, cellular component: membrane. Lineage: Eukaryota; Viridiplantae; Streptophyta; Magnoliopsida; Solanales; Solanaceae. The transcript has 6 exons. The record is from RefSeq and is a predicted model, not a curated record. Bases 69 to 719 code for a protein of 216 amino acids.
UUUACCUAGCAAGUGCUCUUCUAUUUCCCCUCAUAAGUGAAUGAAACAGUUUCUGUUUAAAGUUCAAGAUGGUAAAACUUGUAAAGAGUUGCCUGCGAUUAUCCCUCAAGUUCACAAACAUAACAAUAGGAUUUAUGGGCAUUGCAAUGCUUAUUUAUGGUGUAUGGAUGAUUAGAGUUUGGCAGCGCGAUGCAGCCAACUCACCUUCAUCCCCUGAUUAUGCUCAAUUUCCUUGGUUUAUCCAUGCAUUUCUUGGUGUUGGCACUGCUUUGUGUGCAAUCACUUUCCUUGGUCAUGUUGCAGCAAACUCUUCCAACUCCUAUUGCCUCUCAUUUUAUAUGUUCAUCAUAUUUGUUCUUCUUUUAGCAGAGAUUGCAAUUACAGCUGAUGUUUUCUUGAACUCUGAUUGGGAGAAGGAUUUACCAGAAGAUCCAUCAGGAAGGUUUGAUGAUUUCAAAGAUUUUGUGGACUCGAAUAGCGAUAUCUGCCAAUGGAUUGCCCUGCUCUGUGUUGUAACACAGGGGUGUUGUAUCUUAUUGGCUACAAUUCUAAGAACUCUUGGGCAAGUUAAGGAAAAUAGUCAUGAGUAUGAAGGUGAAUAUGCAGAACCAUCAGCUCCACUUCUUCGCCCUCCGGAACUGCCACCAAAUCCUCUGUAUCCAUAUGUUAUUGGUGAACCAGUUCAUAUUGAACCACAUUCUGUCUACAAGAAUGUUUGAGUUUUGGAAGACAAAAGUUUUUGCAGAAAGCUGAAGUGAAUGAAGUUUUCCUUUAAGGAAAGAAAAAGGUUGUUGAGGCAGUAUUAAGUAAGCACAACUGAAAUAUUGAACUUGAAUUUUGGUGAUUGGGACUAAGGAUAUACUGCUUAGGCAGUAUUGGUUAUGCUAUGUAGCAUCUCCAAUUGCUUAAGAAUGAGUUUUUAUUAGAAACAGAUGAGACCAUAUUUGUAUAUUUAAAAUAGUAGUAUUGUUUUGCAACUUUUAUGUUUUA